This is a messenger RNA of Medioppia subpectinata, 2802 nucleotides long. NCBI's taxonomy places the organism in Eukaryota, Metazoa, Arthropoda, Arachnida, Sarcoptiformes, Oppiidae. The record is from the annotation of a GenBank genome assembly.
AGUUGGUUGUCGUGGUUGGAUAUGAUGCACGAAAAUGAGAUGAUUUCAAACGUCUCCACUUAUAUAUGCGAUGAAUUCAGCCAACAGUGGCUCAAACGGCACGAGAGCCGCGUUCUGGCCGUCAAAGACUUUCGUCAUCACUGGUCGCGAACGGUUCCCAAACUGUUUUCACCGCCGCUCGACUCGGACUGUCUGAACAUACAUUACGACGAGAUUGAGGCCAAGGAUCAGCUGAUCGCGCCGUUGGAGCGGUUCAUCACUGGUGUUCGCACUCCUCAGACCAUAUUCUCCAAACUCAGUCAAACCGAUGAUCCGCCGACUCUUUGCGGCCGUAUCUUCAAGUCAGGCGAACCCACGUAUUCGUGUCGCGACUGCGGAUUGGAUCCCACGUGUGUUCUGUGCGUCGAUUGCUUCAGAAACAGCACCCAUAAGAACCAUCGCUACAAAAUGGGCACAUCUAAUGGUGGAUCAGGUUUUUGUGAUUGCGGUGACAGAGAGGCCUGGAAGUCAAACCCUUUCUGUGAUAUUCACAUACAAGGCGUCAAUUCGGGGGACAUUGAAUCCAAUGAUGUCUUGAAGAGAGUUCCGCACGAGUUCUCUGAUCUGAUGGACAAAACUCGACUCGUGUUUAAAGCAGUUUUGGGCUAUUGUUUUGAAAUCCUGACGUGGGAUCAGAACUCAAGACUACCCGAAGAUUUGGUCAAUAAAGAUGACGAGACAGCGGAGAAUGAAUUGGAGGACACGUUUGUGACAAUGCUCUUCAACGAUGAGAUCCAUACAUACGAACAGGUGAUCAACACAUUGAGUCGAGCCAUCGAUUGUCUCCCAAAGGAGGCCAUAGAAUACGCGACAACUAUUGACAGAGAGGGUAGAAGUAUAGUGAAGUGCUCGCAAUCUCAGAUUUGCAGUCAAGUGAAGCAAUCCAUCGAAAAGAUCACUUCCAGACACGGAAGCAAACCAUUGAGAGUGGAUGUGAUGCACACCAGUGUUGUCGCGCAUCAGACGUUUGCCACUCGUUUGUUGAGUUGGUUACACGAAAUACUCGGCUAUUGCGAAGCGUUUCGGUAUAUUUUGGCAGAAGUUUUGAUGUCUAAAGACAUGGUUAACACUGAAAGCAGCGCUUCGUGUGAUUCGCCACUUCUGGAGCUAAUAAUGAAAGCGGACACACAGUUGUGGAAAUCGAUGCGAAACCAAUGGCACCAACUGUUCAUCAGUGGACUCCUAAUGGAGAGCAGGAGUAAGAAAGAGUUCGCCAAACUAUUCAUAAGAAAUUACCCGCAAUUGAUGAACGACUUCAUACGCGACGAUCACGACCACAGUAUGUCCAUCACAUCGCUGUCCGUCCAGUUGUUUACCGUUCCAUCGCUGGCGCAGGCGUUGAUCGCCGAAGAAAAUGUGAUCGUAGUGUUGCUGAAAACAUUUUUGAACGAAUGCGGUCGCCAUCGCAACCACGACGGGAAGCUGGCCUUUGAGCGCAACCAAUCGGCGAUCGCUAUCUUCCGGAGAGCGCAUUAUAUCCUCUUUGACCUGAAGUACAUCCUAUCCGUCAAACCCAACGAUUGGAGCGACGAUUUGAGGAAAAACUUUUUGUUAGGUUUGCAUACAUUAGUCGAUAUGUUAAAGUGGAUGCAAGGCAUGGACGCAGUGGUGCGACAAGUGGGCCAACACGUGGAGUUCGAGGCCGAGUGGGAGACGGGCGUCAAUCUGCAGCUACGGUUGGCCCCAAUCGUCGGUCUAGUCAUUGAGUGGUGCUCUUCUGAUCGCGAGACUCUCAUCAAGUCCUUAAACUAUACGCUCAAAGAAUUGGCUGAAUUCAUAAGCAAUUGUCCGAUGAGUGAAUGGGAGUUAUGCGGAUGUCGUGCCAAUUGUCUCGAUUAUGACGUCUCGUCAAUGCCUGUGACCAUUCAUUUGCCGUUCUCGCGACUCGUGGCCGGACUUCUGCUACAGUUGGGAAAGUAUGACUUGAAUUAUAACGAACCGAAUUUCAUUUGCGGCAAAAGGCCGACACCCGUUCAGCUGAUUGAACUGCCGCUCAGAACGCAAGUAAUGAUCGCUCAGUUCAGGGCCGGUAUGUGGAGACGGAACGGCUAUUCGCUGGUAAAUCAGGUCUAUUUCUACCAUAAUGUGAAACUGCGCGAAGAGAUGUACGACAGAGACAUAUUGAUGUUGCAAAUCGGCGCCGCCCGCUGUCCACCCAAUGAGUACAUGAUUCACGUUCUCAAUAAGUUUAGUCUACUUUUCUGGGCUCAGGAUAACUACGAGGGCGUCAACCGAAAGCCCGAAGAAGAUUACGUCCGGCAAACCAUCUCAUUGGUCGAGGAAUUCCUGGGACUCAUACUUAUCUUAAUAUCCGAACGAUUUGUUCCCGGAGUGGGAAAAGUAACACUCGAGGAGAGGAUCAAAAAGGAGAUCAUUCAAUGGCUGUCAAUGACUCCAAUGACUCACUCAGAACUCGUCAAAUACUUGUUGCCAAAGGAGACCAUCCCUUACGACUGUAGUAUCGAAGACAUAAUCAAAGAAGUGGCGACUUUCCGGAGACCAACCACACAGACGACCGGCAAAUACGAGCUCAAAGCCGAGUAUCACAAAGAUUUCAAUCCAUUCUUUUAUCACUACUCACGUCAGGACCAGUCAUGUGCUGAAGAAACGCAAAUGAAGCGCAAGAAACAGAACGAAGAAGAGCUGAUAUGCUGUCCGCCACCCAUUCCUCCUGAUUUCUCGCCACAAUUCGCAGCCAUAUCUCAGUUAAUAGAUUGCGAUGCAAUGCUUCAUUUCUGCCAGCAGUCGCUGUGCAUAACGUGA